Eleginops maclovinus (Patagonian blennie) is the source of this 1256-nucleotide messenger RNA. RefSeq names its product transmembrane protein 100-like. Lineage: Eukaryota; Metazoa; Chordata; Actinopteri; Perciformes; Eleginopidae. The transcript is spliced from 2 exons. The coding region runs from base 255 to 689 and encodes 144 amino acids. The record is from RefSeq and is a predicted model, not a curated record.
GUCAACCAUCUUGUGAGGCCUCAGGUUGUGACGUAUAUGAUAAAGGUAACAGCUCUCUGGGCCCCUGCUCACAUUUCUACACCCAUUGUCCAGAGAGAAAGUCUGCAGCAUUGUUAAGGCUUUCACUAAAAUCACUUAUAUGGACAAAAACAAAUCUAGGAAUUUAAGGGAUUCAGAACUGAGGAAUAAGAAAAAAGAAGAAGCUGCAUGCAAAGUCACUUUGGGACAUCUGAAAAAAGGAACUAGAACAAACCAUGACAACCAAGAUGGAAACGCUUGAUCCUUCAACUCUAUCCGAUGUCACCUCUACUGUCAGCUACGACCCUAAAUCUGAGACGGUGACCUUACCAGGAGGGGUUGUGUCGGUGGCGGGCAUCACUGUGUUGACAGGUGGCGUGGAGCUGUCUUGUGGAUCCUGCAUGCUGGCCUUUGGAUUUUGGGGAACACUGAUCGGCGUCAGUUGUGUAGCAGUGGGGCUUUGGGACCAAAUGAACCUCUCUAAGGGAGGAACGUCUCAUUUAUUGGGGCUCGGAUUAGUGAUUCUGGCCCUCAGUUUUGUGGUGGUGGGAGGUGUGGGGAUAUUUUAUCUCCUGACAAAGAAGAAGAGAGAAAACACAAGAGCGGAGAGAGAGGAUGGAAAAGAAGUUCUUGUAGAAAGUGGAAGGGUAAUUAAAAAAGUCACAGUGUAAUAAAGAAUAAUUGACAGGAUAUAAGAGAAAUCCAUGAAAACCUGUACACAAACCUGACUGAUCUGUAAACGAGUGGUUCCCCAAGGUCAGGUUAACUCACCCCUUCAUGUACAAUACGUGAUACUCAAACUUUCAUAGCAAUGGUCGAAGCUGAAUAUUUAUCCAUUAGUUUUAGCUUUUGUUUCAACCAUUCAUGUACUGUAGUAGCCUACUCCUUGCUAACCAUCUGCUAGCUCUGUAACUAGUUUGAGCAAUUUCUAUCAUAUGAUUACAUUUCAAAGUUGAAAAUGUGUUUUGGUAAUCAAGUCAUAAUUUCUACUUUAGAUUUAAGUUUCUUUUAAUUUUUAAAAAAUAAUUUAAGCUACUUCACUAUGUUUGCAUUUACCCGUUGGAAACAGCGGUCACCCUCAGCAACACUCUAUUAAUAGCACUUAGUAUUAGCCAACCCCUUUUAUACUGUUUUUCAAUUGAUGUCUGUAUUUUGUUAUGUUGUCAUGCUGCAAUUUUUAAACAUGUAAAAUGUAAGCAGACCAUGAUAUUUAUGCAAUAAAUGGGGUACAUGUAAAA